Molecule: messenger RNA, 906 nt
Organism: Corylus avellana
Lineage: Eukaryota; Viridiplantae; Streptophyta; Magnoliopsida; Fagales; Betulaceae
Source: RefSeq, a predicted model, not a curated record
AUGUUAAGCUUGACAUCCGUGGACAUAUCAUACAAUAAUUUGGAGGAACCUCUUCCUAACAACAAAGCUUUCAGCAGGGCACAAAUAGCAGCACUAGAACAUAACAGAGGCUUGUGUGGCAACAACACUGGAAUAUACUGUGUUGGUUUCAAAAAAGUGAGAAAGAUAGAUGAUGAGCCAAGGGAUACAGAAAAUGAAAAUAUGUUUGUGAUAUGGAGCUAUGAUGGGAAAAUAGCACAUCAAAGCAUUGUUGAAGCAACAGAGGCAUUCAACUCAAGAUAUAGCAUUGGAGAGGGGGGAUGUGGAAGAGUUUAUAGAGUUGAGUUGCCAAACGAUCAAGUUGCUGCUGUGAAGAAACUUCACCAAUCAGAGGAUGUCAUAAUGGCUAACCUAAAAGCCUUUACCAGUGAGAUUACUGCUUUAACAGAAGUAAGACACCAGAAUAUUGUAAAGCUUCACGGGUUUUGUUCACAUGCAAGAUACUCAUAUUUGGUGUAUGAGUUCUUGGAAGGGGGAAGCUUGAGAAAGAUAUUGAGCAAUGAGGUUAAGGCAAUGGAAUUGGACUGGAUUAGGAGGGUGAAAGUUGUAAGAGGUGUUGCCAGAGCUUUAUCCUACAUGCACCACGACUGCUCACCUCCUGUUAUUCAUCGAGACAUAUCAAGCAAUAACAUACUGCUAGAUUUGGACAAUGAAGCCCACGUCUCUAACUUCGGCACAACAAGGAUUUUAAAGCCUAACUCAUCCAAUUGCACAUCAUAUGCAGGCACCCUCGGGUAUUCAGCUCCAGAGUUUGCUUACACAACGGAAGUGAACGAGAAGUGCGAUGUUUACAGCUUUGGGAUGGUAGCAUUGGAAGUGAUAAUGGGAAGGCAUCCAGGCAGCUUCAUCUCCACCAUAUCGUCGUGA